AUGCAAAGCAAUAACCCUUACUCCUACGAGAUGAGCUCGCGGCAAGACGAGUCCUCGGGGUCCGGCAGGGAGCGUCUGCAGGCAGACUCCCAAGCCGAAUCUCAGCGCGGUCGUCAGGCCCAACCGCAGAUAUCUGCCAAUGGACCCGGUCUUUCAACAUAUUGGGAACAGCCCUACGCCCAGUCCAAUAGCUCUGGAGGCCCGGACUCCCCGAUCGAUGCCUCAGCACUGCAAUUUGCCCUUCCACCUGAUAUCAAUCAGCCCCCUCCAUUCCCUCGACUGAACUCGCCGUCUCUCGACUCGCUCGACCGACCUUCGCCGUACUUUGAUGAGGCAACGAACCCGGACUACUAUGAGGAUAGGGUGCCUCUCACGUCCAGAGCCCAGCCCAUUUCCGGCUCUCUCAGCGCAAACAUGGCGGAUGCUCAGCCGAGAGAUAGUUUUCAGACAGUAUCUGACAUCGACAAUGCACCAUCGAGGACGCGGGAUGCGAGAUCGCUCGGGUAUGAUUUGGAACCUGGUGGUCGACGCCCAAGCUAUGGGGCGACGCUCAGCCCGGGAGGAGAGCAACGACGUUCUCGCUCGCCCUCUACUGCCGGCGCACUCUACAGAGCAGGCUCCAUCAUGAGAGCCAUGUCUCAGCGCGUUGUUAAUAUCAGUGGUGAAGGUGAACUCGUGGACCACAGGGCAUCUCGUAGUCGAUCUCCGUCACCGGCUCCAGACCGUCGCCAGCAACUUCACAACUCUGCUCAGAUGUUUACAGAUACCUCGUACCAUUCCAAUGUCUUUCAGGUACCCGAGAAGGGUCCCGAUGCGGAAAAUGUCUUCGCUGACCCCCCUCCGCCCUUGCUACCGCGAGUGCCGAUGCAGAAUCCUUUAAAAGGAAAGUCAUUGGGCAUCUUCCCUCCCAACCACCCGAUCCGGACGAAGCUCUGCGAUCUGCUGGUGCACCCGUUCACUGAGCCCUUCAUUCUCAUACUCAUCAUCCUUCAAGCUACUCUCUUGGCAGUGGAAUCGGCUCCAGAUGUCUUUACAAACCCCCGACCUGCCUCAUGGGGAGUCACAUGGAUUGAUUGGGCCAUACUGGUGCUGUUCAUUAUCUUCACACUCGAGUUAAUUGCUCGCAUAUUGGUAUCCGGUUUCCUCCUGAACGCCUCCGAAUAUAGCACCAUCGAUCGUCAGAAGGGAGUCCGAGCAGCGGUUGUCGAUCAGUACAGGAACUUGUUCCAGCCUCAGCGGCAAAAAUCUGUCAAGGCUCCACGACAGCAAAUCCACCUCGGUCCCUCUGCCUUCCAGCGAUCCUUCACAAUCAUGCAGGGUCAAACGCUUCCACAAACUGUUGAGGAGCAGCAGAGGUUUCAACUUGCUCGACGAGCAUUCUUACGGCACUCGUUCAAUCGGCUUGACUUCCUCGCUGUCGUCGCCUACUGGAUCUCCUUCGCGCUUAGGAUCACUGGCAUCGAAAGUGAGGAGCACGUCUACGUCUUCCGGAUGAUUUCAUGUUUGCGUAUUUUGAGAUUGCUUGCUUUGACGAAUGGCACAGCUAUUAUCCUCCGAAGUCUUAAAAAAGCUGCACCGCUGCUUGUUCGAGUCGCCUUCCUCAUCACAUUCUUCUGGAUAUUGUUUGCCAUCAUUGGAGUGCAAAGCUUCAAGGCGAGUCUGAGCCGGCAAUGCGUCUGGCUGGAUCCAACAGACCCGACCAACAAGGAUAAGUCCUAUACAAAUGACAUGCAGUUCUGUGGAGGAUUCCUCAACAAUAUCACCGGAGAGAGCAUGCCCUGGGUCUUGAUGCAAGACGAUGGUGUCCUGGACAAUUUUAAAAACGGGAGUAAAGCCGGUAAAGGCUUCCUUUGUCCUCGUGGCUCGAUCUGUCUUCAACAAGCCAAUCCGUUCAACGGCACUGUCAGUUUCGACAAUAUUGCCCAAUCACUGGAAAUGGUGUUUGUUAUUAUCAGUUCGAACACCUUCUCCGACAUCAUGUACUACACGACCAACUCCGAUUACCUUCCUGCAGCUCUCUUCUUCGGCGCUGGCAUCAUGAUCCUCAUGUUGUGGCUCGUCAACUUGCUCAUUGCGGUCAUCACUUCCUCCUUCCAGGUUAUCCGAGAGGAAAGCAGGGCGAGUGCAUUCACAGCUCCCGAGGAGCCACCACUUCAGGAGCCCAUGGACGAGCCGCCGCAGAAGGUGCCUGCCCUGCAAAGAAUUUACGAUAAGACCUUUCUUCUUUGGAUCGCAGUCAUUGCUUUUGGUCUCAUGGCUCAGUGCUUCAGGAGUUCCAAGAUGUCCGAUGAACGCGAGCGGUUCAUUGACUCGGCCGAGGUCGCUGUCACUAUCCUGCUAGACGUUGAAAUUAUUAUCCGUUGCGCUGCAGGUUGGCGCUCCUUUCAUAGGAGCAAACGUAACCUGAUCGACAUGGGUCUUGCCGUUGUCACAACCAUCAUUCUGAUCCCGCCAAUCCGGAAUUCUGGAGAAACAUAUGCCUGGCUGACGGUAUUCCAAAUUGUACGAGUUUACCGACUUGUCUUGGCUGUCCCAAUGACCCGGAAACUCAUUGUUAUGGUCCUCGGAAAUUCUAAUGGCAUUGCCAACUUGAUGCUAUUCGUCUUCUUAAUCACCUUUCUGAUGGCCAUCUUGGCGGCUCAGCUCUUCAGAGGCGAGAUACCAAGCCACAACGAUAGCGGUGACCUCAAUGAGGUUUCCUUCUUUACCAUGUACAACUCCUUCCUCGGCAUGUACCAGAUCUUGUCGAGUGAAAACUGGACCUCCAUGCUGUAUAAUGUCACAUCUUACUUGAAUGAGUACGAUACAGGCUGGAUUGGCGCAGUUUUCCUGAUUGGCUGGUUCAUUCUGUCGUUCCUGAUUCUCGUCAAUAUGUUCAUUGCUGUCAUUCAGGAGAAUUUCGACGUUUCCGAGGAUGAGAAGCGCCUCGAGCAGGUCAAAGCCUUUCUCCAGAGAAAAGAAUUGGGGAAAUCUGCUGGCAACCUCACCUUGUCAAAUAUCUUUACAUUCGGCAAGGCUAGACGGAGAAAGGAUCCUCUCGACUACGGCCCUGCCAUGAUGGAAAUGCUUCUCAAAGAUGCCGUAGUGCAUGAGUUUCUCGAUGAUGCCGCAGAAUUGCCGCAGGACACACCCAACGAGGAACAGUCGCCCACUAGGGCUCAAACACACCAUGUUGGCGAGGUCCGGCCUGGUUUCUUAUCGUCAAUGUGGGGGAAGUUCAAGUCCAUAUUCAGCAGCAAGGACCCGAAUCCUUUCUAUUCGAAUCUCCGAUUCGAUGGGCCAAAUGACACUCUUGACCCGCGACAAAUGGCACGGCAAGCAGUUUCCGCCACUUCGGCGCGCAAGAAGGCCCAGCGCGACUAUCUUGCGAGGCACCCGAACUACAACAACUCGCUAUUUGUCUUCACGCCCAACAACCCAAUCAGGCGGUUCUGUCAAAGAAUCGUAGGCCCUGGCCGAGGGAAUGAAAGGUUCGAGGGAGUCGAGCCGAAUAAGUUUGCUUGGUACACUUCCUCAGCUUUCAUCUACGCGUGCAUCGUGGCAAUGGUCGUCAUUGCAUGUGUCACAACACCGCUUUACCAGAAGCAGUACCAAGCAGAGCACCCCGAGUUCAGCAUCACUUUUUGGUAUGUCUGGACGGACUUGGCAUUUGCCACAAUUUUUUUGAUUGAGGCUGUAAUCAAGGUCAUCGCGGACGGCUUUUUCUUCACGCCGAAUGCCUACUAUCGUAGCUCUUGGGGAUUCAUCGACGGCAUAGUGCUCAUCACCUUGCUCAUCAACGUUGGCACACUUCUGGCCAACGACGGCGCCGUCUCCAGAGCUAUUGGUGCGUUCAAGGCUCUUCGUGCUCUGCGCCUACUUAACGUCAGCGACAGUGCCAGGGAUACGUUCCACUCACUCAUCGUAGUUGGUGGAUGGAAGAUUCUUAGUGCCGCAUUCGUGUCCAUUUCCCUGCUUAUCCCCUUUGCCAUUUACGGAUUGAAUAUCUUCAACGGUCAGAUGGUCAAAUGCAAUGACGGAGAUGACUCGAUCGUGCUCAUUUCCGAUUGUUUUGGCGAAUUCAACAACACACCCUUCAAUAACGAUUGGCCCAUGUUGGCGCCUCGAGUUCCCUCCAAUGACUAUUUCAGCUUCGAUGACUUCGCAGCAUCAUUAUUCGUCCUGUUUCAGAUCGUCAGUCAGGAGGGUUGGAUCGACGUCAUGUACGCAGCACAAGCAGUCACAGGGCGCGGUUACCAACCAAAAGAUCUCAACCGUCAGGGCAAUGCGAUGUUCUUUGUUGUCUUCAAUUUGUUGGCCACAGUAUUCGUCCUCACGCUGUUUAUCUCAGUAUUCAUGCGAAACUACACGGAACAGACUGGGGUUGCCUUUUUGACGGCCGAGCAGCGGUCUUGGCUCGAACUGCGGAAACUGUUGCGACAAAUUUCCCCCUCCAAGAGCUCGUACAAUGAGUCAGAGAAAACAUGGAAGAAGUGGUGUCACAAACGCGCCAUAGAGAAAAGGGGCAAAUGGUACACAGCCGUCACCUACGUCCUCAUUUGCCAUCUCCUGCUACUUCUUCUUGAGUAUCACGGCGAACCGCAGUGGUGGACAAACUCCCGGGAUGGUUUGUUUUUGGCAUUCACGCUGGUCUAUAUGGCCAACAUUGCUAUACGGAUUGUUGGUCUCGGCUGGGCCCGGUUCCGAAGGAGCUCAUGGGACUUAUACUCGCUCGUAGUUGUCACGGGUGCGUUCAUCUCUACAUCCGUCCUCAUCAUCAGCAGAAACAGCGAUACCUACGUGCAGCUCCACAAGUUUUUCCUUGUGGCCAUCCUCCUACUUCUCAUUCCCCGAAACGAUGCUCUCGAUCAGCUUUUCAAGACGGCGGCCGCGAGUUUGACAACGAUCGGGAACUUGCUCGCUACCUGGCUUGUGUUCUUCCUGGUCUUCGCCAUUGCUCUGACACAGGCUUUCAGUCUGACGCGCUUUGGUGAGAACGAAGAAGCCAAUAUCAACUUCCGCAGCGUUCCUAACGCCCUGAUCCUUCUAUUCCGGAUGAGUUGUGGUGAAGGCUGGAACCAGGUCAUGGAAGAUUAUGCAACUAUCGAGCCGCCGCUUUGCGUCGACAACGCCGACUUCUUUGACAGUGAUUGCGGCAGCAAACCCUGGGCUCGCUUCCUUUUUGUGGCAUGGAAUAUUCUGAGUAUGUACAUCUUCGUCAACCUCUUCGUUUCUCUCAUAUAUGAGAGCUUCAGUUACGUCUACCAACGGUCCAGCGGAUUGGCUGCAGUGGACCGUGAUGAGAUUCGGCGCUUCAAGGAGGCGUGGCGAAGCGUCGAUCCUGCUGGGACCGGCUUCAUCAGCAAAGACGCCUUCCCCCGACUUUUAGGAGAGCUCUCUGGGGUGUUCGAAAUGCGCAUUUACGAUGCCGACGACUCGGUCAGACAGAUCCUAGAGGAUGUUCGCAACGAUGCCGCAACAUCUGGAGCACGCCACAUGUCUAUCGCUUCCGCGAGCAACUACAGUGCGGGCAUCGACAUCCACCGACUCAAUCAAAGACUGGCCCAAAUUGAUGUUGUCAAGGUCCGCGAGCGCCGCCGUCGGUUCAACAUAUUUUUCGAAGAAGUCAUGGUCUCUGCGGACCCUGACAAGGGCAUUUCAUUCACUUCCGUGCUCAUGAUCCUGGCCCAUUACAAUAUCAUUAAUGACAGCAAGAGCUUGAAGUUGGAAGAAUUCUUGCGAAGGCGUGCUCGACUGCAGAGAGUGGAAGAGGAGGUGCGCCGCAGGGUCGUCCUUGGCUUCUUUGACACCUUGUACUGGACUCGCAAGUUCAAGAAGCACAUUGACAUGAGGAAGUCGGCGAGGAUGACUGCUAUUCCCCAGCUCGAUAUUCCCCAUAUUCUUGUUGACGAUGACGAAUUACGACACAAGUCCUCGCCGGUGGCAGGAACCGGACAAACGAGGUCGGCGUUGCUGACAGUGGAAGAUGCCCACAAAUCGGCGCACAAUAGCUGGUCCGGACCGGGGCCGAUGGACACAUCGUCUGACACCGAUUAUCAACAUCCGCUCAGCUUCCCGAGAUCUGGGCCGACAACGCCGAGCCACCAAUCGACGCAUUCUGCCUUCAGCUUUGAACUGCAAGAAGGCGGUCAAACUUCGGCCCAGAGCAGUCGACGGGGAAGUGCGGUCACACCCCAGAGCCCCGUCAGCCCGGCACAAGUCAGCAACAUGCUGGACGACUCCAUUUGGCUUGAGAGUAUUCGUAGAACUGCAACAGUCCGGAAAUCGGUUCGAAAAUCCGAUUGGGGCAGAUGA
This is a messenger RNA of Colletotrichum orchidophilum, 6294 nucleotides long. Its product is annotated as ion transporter. Gene Ontology annotation, biological process: calcium ion import across plasma membrane. Gene Ontology annotation, molecular function: calcium ion binding; high voltage-gated calcium channel activity. The record is from RefSeq and is a predicted model, not a curated record. Gene Ontology annotation, cellular component: voltage-gated calcium channel complex; membrane. NCBI's taxonomy places the organism in Eukaryota, Fungi, Ascomycota, Sordariomycetes, Glomerellales, Glomerellaceae. Bases 1 to 6294 code for a protein of 2097 amino acids. The transcript is spliced from 5 exons.